AUGGCGCAGGGCCGCCCCAAGGCCGCGGCCAAGCGCCCCAAAGCGGCGGCGGCGGCGGCAGCGGCGGCGCGGAGCUCCCGGGGCCCGCGGAAAGGAGGCCGCACCAUCGCCCCCAAGAAGCUCCGCGUGAUCCAGCAGCAGAAGCUGAAGAAGCGCCUGGAGGUCGGGAUCCGGAUGCGGAUCGAGCAGGAGACCGUGCAGAGAGCGCAGGGAGCGCUGCAGAAGCUGGCGCUGGUCACGGCGCCCAAGGGCGGCAGGGACAAGGACAGAGCCAAGAAGGGCCGAGGAUGAACCCCAAAAAUCGCGAAAACGAGCCCUGAACCCCCAAAAACCCUGGGGAACAACCCCUGAACCCUCUGUGGGGGAAACUGGGGGAGUCUGGGCUGAGAACAGCCCCAAAACCCCCCAAAACCGAGCCCCGAACCCCCUUCAAUGAGC
Molecule: messenger RNA, 438 nt
Organism: Melospiza melodia melodia
Lineage: Eukaryota; Metazoa; Chordata; Aves; Passeriformes; Passerellidae
Gene: CUNH19orf53
Product: chromosome unknown C19orf53 homolog
Source: RefSeq, a predicted model, not a curated record